Messenger RNA from Neolamprologus brichardi, 2292 nucleotides. Lineage: Eukaryota; Metazoa; Chordata; Actinopteri; Cichliformes; Cichlidae. The record is from RefSeq and is a predicted model, not a curated record.
CAAGCAUCCGACCCAGCACACAGCCGACAGAACCGCAGCGUCUCGUCUGACAACACUUGGCUCCUGCGCUGAUUCGGACCCUACUUUUGCCCCUGAACCAAGUUAAAAACAAAACAAACAAACAAAACGAAAACAAGGAUAAGUGUUUGUGCGGGAACUAACUACCGACACUUGUUGCUCGCCUCUCCAGGUAAACCUCCAGUUGGCAUCCAGAAGCUCUCAGUGGAGAGUCUGGUGCGCACAUGGCACCGACAACGCGCUCCUCUCUUUGCUGACAGCCGCGCUACAUGAAGCCAAACAUUGGAUAAUGAGGCCUCCCUGCUGCACGGCUACUCUCACACCUAACAAGUGAAGUUUGGAGUUUCUUCUGAGAUUUGAUUUUUUGUGGUCUUUUUUGGUACAUCUUGGGCUAAAAAAAGUGAGGAAAAGUCAUGUUGGGGUUAAACAGGAUUGCCAGUCUCCGUGCAGCUCAGAUUCAGCGCUGUGGUUCGCCGGCGGGAGCGAGACUCUCACCCCGAUCUUCUUCAUGCCAGAACGCCGGUGCCAGUUCGAGGAUUUAUUGCGCGUGUCUGUUGUUGCUGCUGCUUGUGACGCCUCGGGUGGACUCCUCAUGGUGGUAUAUCGGCGCACUCGGUGCCCGUGUAAUCUGUGACAACAUCCCCGGCCUGGUGAACAAGCAGCGGCAGCUUUGCCAACGCCAUCCUGACAUCAUGCAGGCAAUUGGGGAGGGAACCAAAGAGUGGAUCAGAGAGUGCCAGCACCAGUUCAGACACCAUCGAUGGAACUGCAGCACACUGGACCGAGACCACACUGUCUUUGGACGCGUCCUGCUGAGGAGCAGCCGUGAAGCAGCAUUCGUCUAUGCCAUCUCCUCAGCAGGAGUCGUCUACGCGCUGACUCGAGCCUGCAGCCAGGGGGAGCUGAGGACGUGCAACUGCGACCCGCACAAACGCGGACGAGAUAAAGACGAUAGAGGAGAAUUCGACUGGGGCGGCUGUAGCGAUAACAUCAACUACGGGAUAAAAUUCGCCAAAACCUUCAUAGAUGCCAAAGAGAGAACGGUCCGAGAUGCUCGGGCACUCAUGAACCUACACAACAACCGCUGUGGCAGAACAGUAAGUUCCCUGGGCACAGCCGGACGGGUCUGCAAUAAGACAUCGCGCGGCACGGACGGCUGUGAGGUCAUGUGCUGUGGGCGUGGCUACGACACCACGAGAGUCAAGCAAAUCACCAAGUGCGAGUGCAAGUUCAAGUGGUGCUGCUCUGUGGAGUGUAAGGACUGUGAGGAAGCUGUAGACAUACACACAUGCAAGGCUCCCAAACGAGCCGAAUGGCUGGACCAGACCUGAGGACACGCCCCCUACGCUCCCUGCAAUGCAACCCCGCCCCUUUCCCCUGUGCAGGAUAUCCUGUGGAACACGGCAUUCUGGGAAAGUUUGUCCAAAAGUGCUCUGCAUCUCCGCCUUCCCCUUUCCCGCAACCUCGACUCAAUGCAUGGCUUUUCUACCUGUCUCUGUGAAAGCACUAGAAUUCAGUACCCGUCAAUAUGAAUUAAUACCCAUUAGCCCCUGUUUGUGAAUGGCCCUGUGACUGGAGUGCUGGGAUCAGGUGAACAGUGAUACCAGUGAUACCAGUGACACCACCUUUGGGGUUCAGGUGGAUUAGGCUUUCACUGAAGACUCAGUUCUUGGGUUGAAAUGGUUUGCUGCUUUCAUGAUGCUUUAAAGACUAAUUUUUACAUUAACUGAGCCUUCAGACAUAUCCAGUAUUAUUACAACAACAUCAUAUACUCACAUAACGUUGCUUCAUUUUGGGGGAAACACACUUUUACCUAAAAAGAAAACAAAAAAAGAAUACUAGGUUGGACUUGGUAAGUGCAAUUUGAGUGGACAUCUGAGUGUAAGUUUGGCUGUGUGUGGCCAAACAGUCCAACCAGAGGACUAACACGCGACAGAGAAAUAGACAUUGUGUUAUUGGAACUUUGAAUGCGACUGCGAAAACAAAAAAACAGAAGAAGAAGAAGAAGAAGGAAAAAAAAGCUGUUUAAAGCGAUUUAUUUAAGCUGUAAAGUGUUGUUUGGUUUCUCUUUCGAGGAAGACGCUGCACUACGUUGGCUGACAAAAGGAGAGAGAAGAGCACUCCCAUUACUGUGAUUAUCUGGUGUUUUCAGCAUGCUGCUGAGAAGAAGAUGAAGAAAACCGAGGCCUUGAUGGCUGUUCAGUCACACCAAACCAUAACAUCAGACAGAUUUCACUUCUUUGCUCUUCGUCUUGCUUGUAUAACAUUGUGUAU